AUGCGUCGUGCUCUAGACCGAUACAAGUUAUUGGAUAGAUUCCUACAGGGCCCAUUAGGACAUUUCUUGAAGAUGCCUUUGUCCCUCUAUUUGACUGCACCACAGUUGAUAUAUCAUGUUCUACUUAGGGAGGUGACAUUUUCGAGUGCCCGCCACGAUGAGAUGUGGUUCGAGAUUGGAGGCACACCAUACAGGUACGGGAGGCAGGAGUUCAUACUUAUUAGUGGACUCCGAUUUGGGGCUAUUGAUAGGGAAAGCCUUGAACCGAAACCUAUUGAGUCGGAGAGUUUAUGUGCUCGACUAUUUCCACAACAUAAGAAGGGGGUGACUGGAGACGACCUUGAAUUACUUAUUAGUACCAAAGAGAACAUGGUUUCAGAGGAUGCCCUGAAACUGAUUUACAUUGCUGUGGUCGACAUGUUUUUGUUGGGCCAGGAUGAGCGUGGGCAUGUGGAUGAUUUCUUGUGGACUAUGGCCGAGAAUUUACAAGCAUUUGAGAUGUUCCCUUGGGGUACAUAUGUCUACAGUAAGAGUCAACAUUACAUCCGGUUGGCCACGAAAGAAAGAAAAUUGACUGGUGAAGGUGGGAAAAAAAUCAACCUUUAUGGUUUUGUAUGGGUGUUUCAGGUACUCUCUCCUUAUUGUAGAUGA
Molecule: messenger RNA, 651 nt
Organism: Diospyros lotus (date-plum)
Lineage: Eukaryota; Viridiplantae; Streptophyta; Magnoliopsida; Ericales; Ebenaceae
Exons: 1
Coding region: 1-651 (216 amino acids)
Source: RefSeq, a predicted model, not a curated record